AUGUCCUUGAGAUUGGCACUGUCAGCACAGUGCAUUAAGGACUGUAUAUCUUUUGGUUCUGCUGUCAGAAUUUAUCGUAUUAAUUACUUCUCCACUUCAUUAAAGCUACCACAAUCUGAUACAAGUGGAGAAAGCACAACCCCAUGGUAUUUGAGAAAAGAUAAUACGUCAAAGUUGGAGCCUCUCACUCACGAAAAGUUUCCAGAACUACCUAAUGAUGCUCCUGAAAGUGUGGGAAAUCUUGUUGAGUUGCUCGUGAAGAAAUAUGGGCUCACUAACUUGAAAAUAUAUGACUUGGCGUCUCUUCCGUUGGAUCAUCCAAAGCAUGUGGAUGAACAUUCUUCGGAAAGAUUCACCAUCCUCGCCUCGGGUAAGUCAGAGAAACACAUAUACAAAGCCUCAUACGAGUUGAAACAGCAUAUAAAGCACGAAUUUGGCUAUUUGCCACGUCUUGAAGGUAUGACGUCAAACUCUAUAAGUUCUAGAACCCGUCGAAGACUAGCAAAAAGAGCUAGACAAGGUCCACCCGCAACCCAUAACGAUUUUGGUAUUGGUGCCAACCUGUGGGUAAGGUGUGAAUUGGGCGUCGGCGGGGCAGUGGUGCAUAUCUUAAGUGAUGACCGUAGGUUGGAGUUGAAUUUGGAAUCUUUAUAUGAGGAAGAUGCGCCUGAACAAAAUUUUGUUCCUGAGCCACCUAGGCGAAGCUAUGAAGAUACAGAGAGUGUCUUUUAUGGCUUGCGCAAGCAUCUUCACACAUCCUCGAUGCUUCACAACGUUGCUGCUUUGCGUUCAAUCGCAAAAGAUUGUACAGGGGAAAGGUCAGAGAGAAGCCUUGCACAGUACAAAAAUAGCUUUGAUUCAAAGUUUGCAGGUUUCACAAUAGAUGAAUGGUCUGAGAAAUUUGCGUUUUACAAAACGUUGCACCUUGAAAAUCCACAUCUUGUGACGUUCACUGAUGUUGAGCAAUGCCUAUUGAGUAAACACUCUUGCUUAAAGUUAUUGGGUGAAGCGGCUGAUUGGAACCAAGAGAUAGUGCAUGAUGUGAUAAAAUACAUGGAGCUAUUGCUAGAUACGAGAGAGUCCAUUACAGGAACUGAAAAAUUUGAAAGACUUUCCAUCUUUAUUUCCAAUAUCACCGCUUUUUCAAGAGACGAGAUUCAUUUCUUUGCGGUGGACAAGUUUCAAGCCCUAUUGUGGUCGUUGACAAGUGAUGAGUAUCUUCCAAUCGAUGCUGCGCGUUUGCAUUCCAUUUUGCGGACUGGAGAAGGUUUAUUACCAGAAACGCACCCCAUCGCACAAGACCCGAAAGCUGCGCAAAAUGUGAGAGAGCUUAUAAGAAGUAUAAACUUCUCCAAGCGUGGAGCUGUUCCAUUAUGGCUUCGAGAACAAAUGUUAUAUACAUAUGCAAGUACAAGGAAUUGGAGUUACUUUUGGAAAGAGUGGGAUAUGAUUCAACAGAGCUUAAAUACCGCGUCGCAACUUUUGCAUAUGCAAACAAAAGUCAUCAUUCUUCUAGCAGUCAUCAAUGAUAAGAUAGCAUUGCGUGACUUUUUCUGUAAAUUUUGGGACAAAGGAAGCAGUUUUUCAUUUAUGGAUCAAUGGGAAAAGGUUGGCGCUCUGUUAGACACGAAACAAGAGAAGAUUGCUUUGAAGAAAGCAUUAAAUAUGAUUCAAUCAAAUCAUGGCUCUAGUUCUUGGUUUGAAAAUGCUCGUAUUUUCGCUACCACUUUGUAA
Messenger RNA from Lodderomyces parapsilosis, 1734 nucleotides. RefSeq lists its product as uncharacterized. Lineage: Eukaryota; Fungi; Ascomycota; Pichiomycetes; Serinales; Debaryomycetaceae. The transcript has a single exon. The record is from RefSeq and is a predicted model, not a curated record. The coding region runs from base 1 to 1734 and encodes 577 amino acids. Gene Ontology annotation, cellular component: mitochondrion. Gene Ontology annotation, biological process: mRNA stabilization; mitochondrial proton-transporting ATP synthase complex assembly; mitochondrial gene expression.